This is a messenger RNA of Aphis gossypii (cotton aphid), 4003 nucleotides long. RefSeq names its product biorientation of chromosomes in cell division protein 1-like 1. The record is from RefSeq and is a predicted model, not a curated record. The coding region runs from base 271 to 3099 and encodes 942 amino acids. NCBI's taxonomy places the organism in Eukaryota, Metazoa, Arthropoda, Insecta, Hemiptera, Aphididae. The transcript is spliced from 7 exons.
GUUCAAUAUCAUCAAAUGUUAUAGAAGUAAUAAUUAUACAUUUUAGAUUGUGUUGUGUAGUGUACUAGUGUGUACUACACUCAUACUAUUUUACAUUUUAAUAUUUAUUAUUAUUUAUUUUCAUGAAUACAAGUAAUACAACCAUUUUCUUCUAAGAAAUGUUUCAAAUUAUUUCCUAGUGGACUGGUGUCGUAGAAAGUCUAACAACAUGGUGUACGUAGUGUUAAUUGAACAUACAUAAAAUAGCGUUCAGAAGCCCGUGAUUCUACGAUGGAGCAGAAAAACAGUAUGUUAGGUGUCGAAGAUAUUGUGUUUAUGCUUCUUGAAACAUUAAAGUCUAAUGGCACAUUUGAUGAAAUCCGUAGACAUUGUGUUACUGAUAUAGAUGCUAAGCCGACUUACCAAAACUGGAAACAGCGAAUAGAAUCAAAUGUCCACGAAUUUUUAAGUAAAGUAAAUUAUACUCCUGAAUUAAAUAAAAACACUGUUCGGGAACGCCUUCGAAAAAAUUUACUUGAUGGACAUGAGACUCAAGAUAUUGAAGAAGGAGCUGAUAGAAUACUUACUCAAGUACUUGCGCCUCGUACACUAUGUGUGUUCGAACCUAAAAUAGCAAUUGCUGUUGAUGAAUACUUGGGAAUCAAAAAUGAAGCUCCUCCAAUUGAACUUAAUGGUGCUGAUACCAUAGCUUGUGAUAAAACACAAAAAGAUGAUUCAAAAGAUUUAAGAUCAGACGUAAAAAAAAAAUCUUCUAGUCUUUGUAAAGAGCCCAAAUCAUUGAAUGGCAAUCAAAGUGAUGGUGAAAAUGAUACUGGAGAAUGUUUAAAACAAAAAAUUAGUCAACACAAAACUAAAACUUCUACAUCUGACAAAUCAAAAACUUCCUUUUGUAAUCAUAAAAGUAAUACAAAAGAUAAUAUUUGUAAAAACGUUGUUGCUAAAUCUAAAGAUAUCAAUAAUAAGGCUAACAAUAUUAUUUAUAAGCCUAAAGUUAAUGGUACUAAGUCCAAGGAAUUUAUCGACAAACCUAAAGGAGUAAUUACUAAACCUAAAGAUGUUAUUGACAAAUCUAAAGAAGUAAUUAAUAAACCUAAAAAUGUUAUUGACAAAUCUAAAGACUUUAGUAAACCUAAAGAUAUCGUUGAGAAAUCAAAAAAUAUUAUUAAUAAGACUAAAGACAUGGUUGAUAAAUCUAAGGACAAACUAUUUUUGUCAAAGAAUUCUAAUUCUAAUAGUUCAAGUCAUAAAAAAAACCGAACAGAUACGAAAAGAAUGAAACAUUCAGUUGAAGAAAAAAAAAAAUUGUCUAGUUUUUGUAAAGAACCUAAAUUAUUGAAUAGUAAUCGAAGUGAUGAUGAAAGUAAUGCUGGAGGAUCUUCAAAACAAGAAAGUACUAUAUGUAAAAAUAAAAGUUCUUCAACUGACAAAACUAAGUCAUCAUCUAGUCAUCAUAAAAGUAGUAGAAAAGAUAAUACUAGUACAAUUGUUAAGAAGUCUAAACAUAAAAAUUGCUCAAGCCAUAAAAGCAACUGUAAUGGCUCUAAAAGGCUUAAACUUUCUCAACCAAAAACAAAUAAAUUAUUUAUAAAUAAUGAAAUAAUUGAAGAAAGUAAAUCAGAAAAACUAGAAGAACCAGAGUGGAAUGAUUUUCGAAGUUCUAGUAUAACAAAUGAUGAACAAGAUGCAGCAAAUGUUUUAUUAUCAAUGAGUACAAUUUCUUAUGAAAGUUCUCAUAGUGAAAUCAUAACAGAAAAAAUACUUUUUAUAGAAAAUUCUCCUCCGAUUACUGAAACAUUGAAAACACAUAAAAUAGAAAAUGAAUUAAAAAAAGAAAAUAUUGAUCAAACAAAAAUUCUACCAUCUAGUAAUAACAAUGAUAUUAAAGAAAACUCUAAAUUAAAACCAAUUAAUUCAGAAAAAUCACUAUUAUCAAAAAAUUUUCUAAAAGGUGUACCAACUGUACCAAGUCAUUUGUUUGAGAAAGAAUGUUCUGUUAAUCUCAAAAGAUAUUUAUGUAAAAAUAUAAAUAUUCAAAGUUGUCCUUCAAAUAAUGUUGAAAUAACUAAUGAACAUCAAAAAUCAGAUGAAAUAGUAAUGGAUGAAAAAGAAUUAAAAACAUUAAAUGUUGAAGUAAAUUUGGAUCCAAAUGAAAAUUAUAAAACUAAUGAAUGUAAUCCUAAUGCUAUUUUAAAAGUACCAAAACUAAAAAUAAAACUAUUGGCAAAUCAAAUUGAUUCCUUAAAUAAAUGUAAGAGAAAAAAACAUCAUAAAGAUAAAUCUAAAAAAUUGAAACUUUCAAAAUCACUGGAUAUUCCUAGUGAGGAUAGUGUAUCAAAAAAUAUAAUGUUUGAAAAAUUAGACCAAAAAUGUAAUAAUAAUACAGAAGUGAAAAUGAAUGAUUCAGCAAGUACUUUAUCCAAACAAACAUCAUAUAAGGAAAUAGAAAAUAAUAGUGUAGUAGUAUUGGAUGAUGAUAAAUCACAUUGUUCUUUUAAAGGAUUUUCUGAAGCAGAAACUUUCCCAUGCAAAAACUAUAAAAUACUAAGAAGUGUGAUCAAAGCCUUACAAGCAAAGAUUCAUGAACAUGAUGUAAUUAAUGAUGGAUUCAUAGGUUUUACUAAUGUAGAAACACACCCGUGUAAACAUCGAGAUAUUGUUUAUGCAGAGCUUAUUAAGUUGAAAGAUAGUAUAUCCAGUACAGACUUCGACUUCAUUGGAUUCUCUGAAGAAGAAACUCAAAUAAGUAAUGGACAUAAAUAUGUUAUACAACAGCUUGAACUCGCAAAGAAGCAAUUUGGUAGCAAUAAAAAGAAAUAUAAUGGAAAAAUAUUUAAUGAAGUUGUGAGAGCAUAUUUAUAUGAAAGCCACAAUGAUAGUGAUGCAACAUCAAGAGCCAUCUAUAGUAAAUCAAUUAAUGAUGAUAAAAAAGAUUGUACUACUGAAAAUAAUAUUAAUAACAAGCAUGACAAUUGGGUUGUUGAACAAGAAAUUAAGUAUAAGCUUUUACCUGUUAAAGUAAUACUUGAAAGACUAGGAAGAAUGGAUUAUGGUUGUAGUAGUUCUAAACAUGUGUCUGACUCUUCACAUGUACCCAUAUAAUUAACAGUAAAAAACAAUAUUUAUAACAAGAACCAUGUCUUCGAUUUAUUCUUCAAAAAUAUUUGAUGAAAGGUUUGAAAUAUCUUUAAAAAAAUACUGUCAUUUGUAUAAAAUAAUAAAUUGUAAUUAGUAACUAACCUGACAUUUUUACAAUAUUUAAAAUUAUUAAUUUUAUCUUUGUAAAACAUAAAUAACUUAAAUUAGUUGAAGAGGAUUAAAAAUUUUAUUUCUACAAUAUUUAUGUAUUCAAAUUCAUAGACCUUUUAAACCAUCUAUAUAAUUAUUUCCUAUAGUCAAAGUCAAUUAUUUUUUCUGAAUGCUGAUUAUUAUUGAUUUUCGGUAUCAUCUAUGUAUGAUUUAAACAUCACAUUCACUGAAUUGCUUCAAUUCUCCCCAUUAUUUAAAAUUGUUUAUAAUUCCUAGAUCUAUUUUAUAUGCCUCUAGUCUAAAAAUGUAAUUCAAAGAGGUGAUAAAUAUCUUGGUGCAUUUGGUUCUGUAUCUAAGUAUUAUAUUCUACAAACUGUGGUGAUACUGUAUCACCAAUGCUUAUUAUGGGAAUUGGCUGAUCAAUUUAAAAGAUUGUGUGAAAAUACCUAUUUAAAUUCUCCGCAAUAUUUUUACCAUACAGCAGCCAUUAAAUAGCUCUAUAGAACAAGAAUAAACACACAUAUGACUAAAACUAUGAGCUAAAUAAUAUAUGUAAUGUAAAAUAAUUUUAUAUCUAUGCCUUCUCGCUUUUUGUUUAAUUAUUUACUUUCUAUUCAUUGUACAAUUAAAUAUACUACAAACUUUGUAUAUAAUUAUAUAAUAAAAUAUUUCUUUAAUUUUUUUGUUAACUUAAUUAGUGACGUAUCAUUUUUUUUUUUUAAUUUUAUUAUAUUGUAAAAAAUUUUAAUUGUAUUUA